GGAGAAGCAGCUAGUGAAACCUGUGGGAGGCGGAGUGACACGGGGCGAGGGGGAUGGUUCGCUGAAUGAUACGACCAGAAGGGAAGACGCUUUCAAUACAGAGGUGAGUGCGAGUGAGGAUGACGAUGCCGCAUGUAGGGGCAGUAUUUGCAGCAAUAGCAGGAGUGAUGGCCAUCAUGUUGCACUCCUCUAUUCACAAGAUAGAAGAAGGACAUCUUGCUGUUUACUACAGAGGUGGAGCCUUGCUGACCUCUCCUAAUGGCCCUGGAUAUCACAUUAUGCUGCCUUUCAUUACCACCUACAGAUCAGUGCAGACGACUCUGCAAACCGAUGAGAUCAAGAAUGUGCCUUGUGGAACGAGUGGCGGUGUGAUGAUCUAUUUCGACAGGAUAGAAGUUGUGAACAUGUUGGUCCCUUCAGCAGUGGUGGACAUCGUGAGGAACUACACUGCUGAUUAUGACAAAACUCUCAUUUUCAACAAGAUUCACCACGAGCUCAACCAGUUCUGCAGCGUCCACACACUACAGGAGGUCUACAUUGAGCUGUUUGACAUUAUAGAUGAGAACUUAAAGACCGCUUUACAGAAGGAUCUUAAUGCAAUGGCACCUGGGCUCACAAUACAGGCAGUCCGCGUUACCAAGCCAAAGAUCCCCGAAGCUAUCAGGAGGAACUUUGAACUCAUGGAAGCGGAAAAGACCCGCCUGCUAAUAACGGCACAGACUCAGAAAGUGGUGGAAAAGGAAGCAGAGACGGAAAGGAAGAAAGCUAUCAUUGAGGCUCAGAAAGUGGCCCAAGUAGCAGAGAUUCAGUUCCAACAGAAGGUGAUGGAGAAGGAGACGGAGAAGAAGAUCUCUGAGAUAGAAGAUGCUGCCUUCCUGGCCAGAGAAAAGGCAAAGGCUGAUGCCGAGUAUUACACUGCUGCCAAAUCUGCAGAAGCAAACACGCUGAAGUUAACGCCAGAAUACCUGGAGCUGAUGAAGUACCAGGCCAUAGCAGCCAACAGUAAGAUCUACUUCGGACAGGACAUCCCCAACAUGUUCAUGGAGGGAAGCAACAGUCCUCCCAAGUCUCCUCGCUCGCCAUCUUUGGCCAACCAGGCGGACGUGUUCAAGGUGAAGCCUGACAGACAGUGAGUCUGCUGCUCCGUCUCUGCACAGGACAGGAGCGCCGGACAAGGCCUUGACUUAGAGAGGGAGUGGGAAUGGAAAUG
Salarias fasciatus (jewelled blenny) is the source of this 1210-nucleotide messenger RNA. It is a transcript of the gene erlin1, whose product is annotated as ER lipid raft associated 1. Gene Ontology annotation, biological process: SREBP signaling pathway. Gene Ontology annotation, molecular function: ubiquitin protein ligase binding; cholesterol binding. The record is from RefSeq and is a predicted model, not a curated record. The transcript has 12 exons. The coding region runs from base 120 to 1133 and encodes 337 amino acids. NCBI's taxonomy places the organism in Eukaryota, Metazoa, Chordata, Actinopteri, Blenniiformes, Blenniidae. Gene Ontology annotation, cellular component: endoplasmic reticulum membrane; endoplasmic reticulum.